Messenger RNA from Girardinichthys multiradiatus, 2243 nucleotides. RefSeq names its product poly (ADP-ribose) polymerase family, member 6b (gene parp6b). NCBI's taxonomy places the organism in Eukaryota, Metazoa, Chordata, Actinopteri, Cyprinodontiformes, Goodeidae. The coding region runs from base 187 to 2079 and encodes 630 amino acids. The record is from RefSeq and is a predicted model, not a curated record. Gene Ontology annotation, molecular function: NAD+ poly-ADP-ribosyltransferase activity; protein serine/threonine kinase activator activity; kinase binding. Gene Ontology annotation, cellular component: endoplasmic reticulum tubular network; intracellular anatomical structure; nuclear envelope. The transcript has 23 exons. Gene Ontology annotation, biological process: endoplasmic reticulum unfolded protein response.
CCCUGCUCUCAAACAGAGGGGGAGAGGACUAAUAAACAAGAGCUCCUAGACAGGAAACAUUCUUCGUUUUGCUAGGAUCUCCCUGACACGUGGUUUUAAAAUAUAAGGAGACUGCAUUUAUUCCCAGAGGAGAGUGAAUUCAAGGAAAACUGAUCACUUCUGACAAAGAACAAAAGAAAUGACCACAUGGAGGCUGAGUGGCAGCAGUGGGCAGAGAGCUGCAGUGAUGAAGACAGCGACUCAGAGGACUUCGUGUCUGGAAUCCAGCAGGAGAGGUGUGCCACUGACCUUUAUCACCAUCGCCAACUAGAUACAGACAUGGCAGCCGUCCGGACUUUGUACUCAGAUGCUGCUGUCUCUGUCAGGGAGUACCCAUCAAUUGAUGCCGUGGAUGUUGAGCUGAACAUUACCACCAACAUUGUGGAUGUGGAAGUGGCUAAAGCCUGGAGGAUUAAUCCAACAGAGCCAAUCAUCAUCCGGCUCCACUUCUCCCCGUCUCUGUAUCUGGACGGACCUGUGCCCUCUGUGGAAGUUUUUCAACCAUCUAACACUGAUGAUUUCAGUAUAGGAAGACAAUUGCAAAAUAUUCUUACAGUCUUCAUAUCUCAGGAGUGGAAACACCUGACAAACAACAGCCCUGUUGUCCAGAGAAAGAGCGGACACAGAUGGUUCAGGCCCAGUGGGACAAUCAAGAAGUUCAGUGCUCGGUUCAGUGUGUGGUUACCACCUUCAAAGACCAAUGAGAUCCAUCAACCAGCUGAUAAAGACAGGAAUAGAAUGAAACAAAAUCAUUUCACUGGUCAAACCACCUCUUACAACAUCAGGAACCCAACAGGAGAACUGUUUACCUACACAGCUGGAGGAAAGAGAGUGAUGGUCUCAGCAGUCAAAUCUUCAGCCCAUCUGAGCACCAAACAGCUGAUGGAGCUGCUAUUCACCUCCCAAACCAUCCGACACUGUAAAAGCACACCGACCCUGCAGCACGGCUUCUUAGCACAGAUAAUAAGGUAUGCUGAGCAGAGAAUCCCGACACUGAAUGAAUACUGUGUUGUAUGUGACGAGAGACAUGUCUUCCAAAAUGGGCCAAUGCUUAAGACGGCUGUUUGCACCAGGGAGCUGUGCGUAUUUUCCUUUCAUACACUGGGGGUUAUGUCUGGAGCUACAGAAGAGGUCGCAACUGGUGCAGAGGUGAUUGACCUGCUGGUGGCCAUGUGCAGAGCCGCCCUUCGGUCAUCACGCAAAAGCAUCAUAUUUGAACCGUACCCUUCUGUUGUGGAUCCGUGCAACCCAAAAACUCUGGCCUUCAGUCCUAAGAGAAAGAGCUAUGACAGGCUGCAGAAAGCUCUGGAUGGUGUGUUGUUAAUCAGGAGGAUGGCUCAGGGUCCAUAUUCUGAGAUAAAGAAGCAGAUGGACAAGAUAGACCCCCUCGCUCAUCCUUUACUACAGUGGAUUUUAGCAAGCAACAGAUCACAUAUUGUCAAGCUUCCACUCAACAAGCAACUGAGGUUUAUGCGCACAACCCAUCAGUUCCUGUUGGUCAGUGCGCCUCCGUCCAAAGAGAUUCGCUUUCAAACAGCCAGGAAGCUUUACGGCAGCACUUUUGCUUUCCACGGUUCUCACAUUGAAAACUGGCACUCCAUUUUGAGAAAAGGCUUAGUCAGUGCAUCAAACACAAAAUUACAGCUACAUGGAGCUGCUUAUGGGAAAGGGAUCUAUUUGAGUCCCAUUUCAAGCAUAUCUUUUGGAUAUUCUGAUAUGGGUAAAGGUCAACACCAAAUACCAACCAGAGAAGAACUCAUAUCGAAAUACAACCAAAUACAUAAAAUGAAACAGGAAGAACCGGGGCAACCAAGGUUUCUGCAAAGCCAUAAUCUAAACUGCGUUGCACUCUGUGAAGUUAUAACCUCGAAGGCCCUUCAGAAGCGUGGGAACGUUUGGGUUUGUCCGGUGCCCGACCACGUGUGCACGCGCUUCCUCUUUGUGUAUGAAAACGGUCAGGUGGGGGAUGUUCACAUCAAUACGCAAGAUGCACAAAUCCACAGGGCAAUUUUACACGCAACUGAUUUAAAGCCAUGCUGAGAAAACCAGAGCUCCUGCUGGUGCUACGCACAUUUACUGGAAGCCAUCAUGACUUUAAUAUUUAAGGUGUAAACAGCAACUGUUGUAUAUUGUGAAAUAUAUUUUUUACUGUAUUUUAUUACUAUGCUUGACAGAUCCUAUUUUUUGCUGUGUUUAUUAAAGAU